CAUUGUGUUUCAUUUGGGACCCUUGAUGUUUACUUUCUUGGAAAAUGUGAGAUGCACCUCAGGCAAAAACUUGUAUUUCUCGCCACCCCAAACAAAGAACUAAGAGUAAAAUCCAGUGAAUUGGUUCUACUCUCAACAGCAGAACUAGAAGAGGGAGUGAUUUCCCCCCACCUCUUGAAACCCUGCAUGCUCUCUAUAUUUGUUCCAGGGAGAUGGGAGGGAAGACCCUCUUGAGGUAUUUAAAGCCAAGCUUCUCCUCUCUUGCUUUUUGCUAACCGACGAGAUGUCAGACUGGUGGAUGCUGGAGGAGUAAAGAUGGAGUCAACAGUCGUCAUCAGUGGUUUAGAGGAUGCUGCUGCAGUUGACUUCAUGUACUCUCAAGGUGUUAUUUACUGGACAGAUGUGAGUGAAGAAGCCAUCAAACAGACUUAUUUCAACCACACUGGGAAUCUCGUGCAGAACGUCAUUGUUUCAGGUCUGGUCUCCCCAGAUGGUCUGGCAUGCGACUGGAUUGGUAAAAAGUUGUACUGGACAGACUCUGAAACUAAUAGGAUAGAAGUUGCUAAUCUCAACGGAACAUCUAGGAAGGUUCUCUUUUGGCAAGACCUUGACCAGCCAAGAGCAAUAGCCCUGGAUCCAGCUCACGGAUACAUGUAUUGGACAGACUGGGGUGAAACACCUAGAAUAGAGCGUUCUGGAAUGGACAGUAGUGUUCGGAAAAUAAUUGUGGAUUCUGACAUUUAUUGGCCUAAUGGACUCACCAUAGAUCUGGAAGAGCAAAAGCUUUAUUGGGCUGAUGCAAAGCUGAGUUUCAUUCACAGAGCAAAUCUGGAUGGCUCUUUCAGGGAAAAAGUCGUGGAAGGUAGUCUCACUCACCCAUUUGCUUUGACGCUGGCUGGGGAUACACUUUACUGGACAGAUUGGCAAACUCGUUCCAUUCAUGCCUGCAACAAAAGAACAGGAGAGAAAAGGAGAGAAAUACUAAGUUCACUGUACUCGCCAAUGGACAUCCAGGUUUUGAGCCCAGAAAGACAACCGUAUUUUCAUACACCCUGUGAGGAUAAUAAUGGUGGUUGCUCCCAUUUGUGCCUGUUGUCUCCAAGAGAUCCCUUUUACAGCUGUAGCUGUCCCACUGGAGUCCAGCUUCAGGAAGAUGGCAAAACAUGCAAAGCAGGUGCUGAAGAAGUUCUCUUGCUCGCUAGAAGAACAGAUUUAAGAAGAAUUUCGUUGGACAUGCCAGAUUUCACUGACAUUAUCCUGCAGAUAGACAAUAUCAGGCAUGCUAUUGCAAUAGACUAUGAUCCAGUUGAAGGUUACAUAUACUGGACUGAUGAUGAUGUCAGAGCAAUUCGUAGGGCAUUCCUUGAUGGAUCUGAAGCCCAGACCAUUGUGUCAACAGAAAUAGAUCAUCCUGAUGGUAUAGCAGUGGACUGGGUGGCCAGGAACUUAUACUGGACUGACACUGGUACAGAUCGCAUUGAAGUUACGCGGUUGAAUGGGACAUCCAGAAAAAUCCUUAUAUCAGAAAACCUAGAUGAACCUAGAGCAAUAGUGCUCAAUCCUGUGAUGGGGUAUAUGUACUGGACUGACUGGGGUGAAAAUCCAAAAAUUGAGUGUGCUUAUUUGGAUGGCUCUGAGAGGAAAGUCCUGGUGAACACCUCUUUAGGGUGGCCUAAUGGUUUGGCAUUGGAUCUUGAAGAAAGCAAACUUUAUUGGGGAGAUGCAAAGAUAGACAAAAUUGAGGUAGUAAAUCUGGAUGGAACCAUGAGAAAAACUCUCAUAGAAGAUAAACUUCCCCAUAUAUUUGGAUUUACAUUGCUGGGAGAUUACAUCUACUGGACAGACUGGCAGAGACGAAGCAUUGAAAGAGUUCACAAAAUAAGGGCAAGUAGGGACAUUAUCAUUGAUCAAUUGCCAGACCUGAUGGGCCUUAAAGCAGCAAGUGUCACCAAAGCUGUUGGAACAAAUCCGUGUGCUGAGAAUAAUGGCGGUUGCAGUCACCUGUGUUUCUUCACACCACAGGAGUGCAGAUGUGCUUGUCCUAUCGGAUUGGAGUUACUUAGUGAUAUGAAGACUUGUAUCAUUCCAGAAGCCUUUCUUGUUUUUACCAGCAGAACAGCCAUUCAUAGGAUUUCUCUGGAAACAAAUAAUAAUGAUGUAGCUAUUCCUCUUACUGGUGUCAAGGAAGCCUCUGCUCUAGAUUUUGACGUGUCUGACAGCAGAAUUUAUUGGACAGAUAUUAGUUUAAAGACAAUAAGCCGAGCUUUCAUGAAUGGAAGUGCAGUUGAGCAUGUUAUUGAAUUUGGGUUGGAUUACCCUGAAGGAAUGGCUGUAGAUUGGAUGGGGAAAAACCUUUAUUGGGCAGAUACUGGAACCAAUAGAAUUGAAGUGGCACGCCUGGAUGGUUUAUAUCGGCAAGUUCUUGUGUGGAAAGAUUUGGAUAACCCAAGAUCUUUAGCUCUUGACCCAUCUAAAGGGUACAUGUACUGGACAGAAUGGGGAGGCAAACCAAAAAUUGUUCGAGCCUACAUGGAUGGGUCAAACAGCAUAACCCUCGUAGAUAAAUUGGGUCGUGCUAAUGAUCUUACAAUUGAUUAUGAAGAUCAGAGACUGUACUGGACUGAUCUGGACACAAGCAUGAUUCAGUCUUCCAAUAUGCUAGGGCAAGAGAGGGAAAUAAUAGCUGAUGAUCUACCACACCCCUUUGGAUUAACUCAAUACAGCAACUUCAUUUACUGGACAGAUUGGAACCUUCACAGUAUUGAAAGAGCUGACAAGACAAAUGGGAUGAACCGGACACUGAUCCAGGGGCAUCUGGAUUUUGUGAUGGAUAUAUUGGUUUUCCAUUCAUCACGACAGGAUGGCUUCAAUGAAUGUGUGCAAAACAAUGGCCACUGUGGACAGUUGUGUUUAGCUAUACCAAAUGGCUACAGAUGUGGCUGUGCAUCUCACUAUACCUUGGAGGCCAACAGUCGGAACUGUACUUCACCCAGCAGCUUCUUACUGUUCAGCCAGAAGUCUGCAAUAAGCCGGAUGAUACCAGAUGACCAGCAGAGUCCAGACGUCAUCCUUCCCAUUCAUGGUCUAAGAAAUGUCAAGGCUAUAGAUUAUGAUCCCUUGGAUAAAUUGAUCUACUGGAUCGAUGGACGUCAAAAUAUUAUUAAAAGAGCCAAAGAUGAUGGCACUCAGCCAUUCACAGUCAUGGGUACUCCCAACCAAAGCCAGAAUCCAGAAAAGCAGCCACAUGACUUGAGUAUUGAUAUUUUCAGCCACACUUUGUACUGGACUUGUGAAGCCACAAAUACAGUCAAUGUCCACAGACUUAAUGGAGAGCAGAUUGGGGUUGUGCUGCGAGGAGAUCAUGACAAGCCAAGGGCAAUAGUAGUAAAUGCUGAGCGAGGAUAUAUGUAUUUCACCAAUAUGCAAGAACGAGCCCCAAAGAUUGAGCGUGCAGCCUUGGAUGGCACAGAACGAGAAGUGCUUUUCACUACUGGUUUGCUGCGGCCUGUCGCCCUAGUAAUUGACAACAAGCUUGGGAAACUUUUUUGGGUGGAUGCAGAUCUCAAACGAAUCGAAAGCUGUGAUUUAUCAGGAGCUAACCGUGUGACCCUUCAAGAUUCCAACAUACUUCAGCCAAUGGGUUUGACAGUGUUAGGAAAUCACCUAUAUUGGAUUGAUCGCCAGCAACAGAUGAUAGAAAGAGUUGAGAAAACUAAUGGAUACAAGAGAGCCAGAAUACAAGGUCGAAUUGUUCAUCUGACAGGCAUUCAUGCAGUUGAAGACAUUGAUGUGGUGGAAUUCUCUGCCCACCCUUGCUCCAGGGACAAUGGUGGAUGUUCACACAUCUGUAUAGCAAAAGGAGAUGGAACUCCACGUUGCUCAUGUCCAGUUCACUUGGUUCUUCUACAGAACCUGUUAACAUGUGGAGAGCCUCCAACGUGUUCUCCAGAUCAAUUCACAUGUGCAACAGGGGAAAUAGACUGCAUCCCGAUGGCCUGGCGUUGUGAUGGAUUCUCUGAAUGUGAUGAUAAGAGUGAUGAGGCCAAUUGUCCAGUCUGCUCAGCAGACCAGUUUCAGUGUCAGAAAGGGCAGUGCAUUGACAGACGCUUGAGAUGUAAUGGAGAAAUUGAUUGCCAGGAUAAAUCUGAUGAAGCUGACUGCGAAACAAUUUGUCUCCCAAAUCAGUUUCGAUGUGCCAGUGGCCAGUGUGUUCACAUAAAACAGCAAUGCGACUCCUUUUCAGACUGCAUUGAUGGCUCCAAUGAACUUGCAUGCGCAAAAAUUAAACCAUCCUUGGAUGAAUCUCAGCCUCAUAGUAGUGCUAUUUGGCCUGUCAUUGGUAUCAUCCUAUCUAUUUUUAUAUUGGGAGGGAUGUAUUUUGUUUGCCAGCGAGUGAUAUGUCAGCGUUAUGCUGGGCCCAAUGGACCUUUUCCUCAUGAAUAUGUCAGUGGUACGCCUCAUGUCCCCUUAAAUUUUAUUGCUCCAGGGAGUUCUCAGCAUGGCACCUUUACUGGCAUCUCUUGUGGAAAAUCUAUGAUUAGCUCUAUGAGCCUUAUGGGAGGAAGUAGUGGUGCUCCUCUUUAUGACAGAAACCAUGUAACUGGGGCCUCAUCCAGUAGCUCAUCUAGUACUAAAGCCACUUUCUAUCCACAGAUCCUGAAUCCACCACCUUCACCAGCCACUGAUCGUUCCCUUUAUAACACAGAAAUGUUCUAUUCCUCAAACAUUCCAUCAACGACAAGAUCUUACAGGCCAUACCUGAUCAGAGGGAUAGCUCCACCAACCACUCCCUGCAGUACCGAUGUAUGUGACAGUGACUAUACUACAAGUCGGUGGAAAGCCAAUAAAUACUACAUUGAUCUAAAUUCAGACUCAGAUCCUUAUCCCCCACCUCCUACUCCCCGCAGCCAGUACAUGUCAGCAGAAGAAAGCUGCCCACCAUCUCCUGCCACAGAGCGAAGUUACUUCCAUCUCUAUCCUCCGCCCCCGUCUCCUUGUACAGACUCUUCAUGAUUUCAGCAGAAGGAACUUUUCUUUUAUUUCUCCUGUAAAUAUAUUUUAAAUAUGAACAAAGAUUUUUAAAUAUAUAUUUUAUGAUCUAAAAGGGGUGGGAACUUUUAAUAAUGUGAAUAAAAAUGGGUGGGCCAGGGCUGUGAAAAUUGUACAGCAAAAGAAUAUUUAUAAGAUGUGUUUUUUUAACUUAAUAUCCAUUCUUUUGUGCCAUAUUUUGCCUUUGCAUCGAAGUCACACAAUUUAAAUUGACCUCCAAAGGAGGCAGCAAGCGGGGAAUAUAUACGAAGAGCUUUUUGAAAUCACAUUUUGAUUCAGUAAAGGGGAAUGUGAGGUUUUUGUUUUGUUUUGUUUUAAAUAUUAAAAAAGGGGAUUAUACUGUGUGAAUGAAUGGGGGCGGUGUUUGAAUACACACACAGGAAAGUCAAAAUGUUUUUUAAAGAAUACUUGAUCAUAGGUAGUUAACCACAAAUAUGCACUUUCUUUUGGAAUGCUAAAUGCAAAAAGAGGCCCCUCCUGUAUUUAUUCCAUCACCAUUUGCUUUCCAGAAGAAUUGGUGCCUAAGAAAAUGUGGAAUUCUGAAUCUUGCACUCAUUUUAUCAUUCAACACAAACCACUUUCAGUAGAAUGAAAUGCGCAUGCAGCCCCACUGGACAUCUUUAUACAAAAAACUCCUGUCAGUAUUCUCACAAUCUCAAUGUAAUAUCUAAUUGGGAAAGCCAGUGAAGCAUCAACUUUUUGUAGAAACCAUACAUUCAGUUUAGCAGUUGUCAGGAGGCAUGUAACCAUGAAACUCUUGGUUCAAAUAGAAAUAGGAAAAUCAGAAAAAGAGUUACCACUAUUAGUUAGCAUGCUUUCUUGAAAAUUGAUAAUAGCCCCGAGACAGAUUAGCUCCAUGGUCUGAGAAGUGUCAGUCUCUCUUCUAUUCUCCCAACUGCACUCUUUCCCGCUUUUUUAGCCCCAGGAACCAUUGUGUGAAAAUGCAAAGUUUGUAUUUUUCUUUGCAAAAAGUGGGACAGCUGAAUAAAAAUAUUUCAGCUAAAAUUGUGUCCCUAGUUCAUUGAGAAGGAGAUUUAUAUAAUUGUUUACAAAUUUGGGAAAGCAGUCACUUGCUUGAAAGAGGCAUUCUUCCUUCUCUCGCAGGAAGGAAUGCUUCUUGACUAUAUGCUGACUAAAAGCUGACAAACUUGAAAACAAAUUCAAAACUACACAAAAGUUUUACUGAUUUGGCUUAUUUUUCAUGAAAUGGAUGAAGAGAGAAUUUGAAGGGAUGGAAUUAUCUUGCAAUCACAGAGGUGGAGGUAAACAUGUAGGGUACCAUAUAAUGUUUAGAUUCUAGUGCAGCUCUGUGAUAGAUGCAGCAAAUCCAGAGCCAACAGCUAAAACAUAUGCAUCAGAUGACUAUCCAGACCCCCAUGCCUGGCUAUUUAACUGGUGCUGUUGGAAACUGGAAAUACAUUUUACAAUAGGUUUCCUAAUAUCCAAUUGCCAAUUUUUAAUAUUCCUGGAACACAAACUGUUAAAACAAUUAUUUAUUCUUUUCUAUGUGAUGGUUGUGCCUUUUAUACCUAAUAACAUCAAACUCUUCUCAAGUACCGGUUAUACCAUUAACUGAAACAUCUAUAAUGUACGAGCAUCUUCUCACAAUUAUGCAUGACCCUGGGACCUCAUUAAUAUGUGUGGUACUCGUGUAACUUUCCAGCAAUACUGUCUUGGUACUGUGCUCUGUGUUUUUGUUGCCAGCAUAACUGUGACAUCUCCUAUCUUAAUACUGGCACAUCAGAUUUGAAGAUCAGCCUGUUAAUGAAUUCUCACUCUCCAGCACCUGGCUUUUGUAUUUCAGGACACACUGGAUCCCAACACAUACUUCUUGAUGCACAUAUUAAAUGUUCUGCUUGUGUGGAUGUAUUUUAGUUAUAUACAGAGCUGUUUUCCCCUUGUAAUUCAGCAGUGAAAUCCUGUUCAUAUACAUUCUCCAUGGUCUGAAGAUGGAACAAUUCCCCAUCCUGUGACUGGGGUGAUCUUUCUUCCCAUACCAUUUAAACCAUGGACAACCAGUGUACAGAGCAGGUCUUCAGGUGCCAAAUAGAGAGUGCUGGGCCAGGGUCUGGCCUUGUGCUUGAAGAUGCUCUUUUUUAUGGCAGUUUGCAAGGAAAAGAGAACAGUGCUACUUGUUCUACAUUACCUGUAUGUUUACCUUUAUAUGUGCUGUAUCUAAUUGUUCUCCACAGAAUGGCUGGAAGACAAGUAGUAUAAAAGCACAGUGCAGACAAAUAAUGAUAUAACAUUAGAAAAGGAGGGGGAAAGCUGCAGAUCAGCAGGUGAAGUGGGCUUUUGACAACUUAAUACCACUGAAAUGAUGAAAAAUGUUACCUUUUAAACUUGUAGCUGGAUUUUAAACAGUAUUUUAAACAAAUAUUUCUGGUACAACUUGAUGUAAUACUACCCUAAACCCUAUCUAGUAUUUUCUAUCUUGUCAAAGUGAUGUUUUGAAUUUUAAACCCCCCACACACCCACUUCAUUCUUUACUUCUGUCUGUUCUCCCAGAGCCUUUGGCUGUUAUGGUUUAAUUUCAGCAAAGGUGCUUAGACCUUUUGGGCAAGGGAUAAAUUUAAGUUUCUAAAGAAGUAAAUAUUUUGCUAAGAUACAUCCUUCACUCCUCUAAUAAGCAUCAGUAUGGUGGGGGGAAAGAUCUGUAAACUGUGUCAUGUGUGUGCCCAUGAAUACUGCAAAAAGGAUGUUUUGUGUUAUAAAAAUUUUAGAAUGCCAUGGAUGUGGUGGUAUUACUUGUGCUUCUAGCAAAGGCAUUGGUCAUAGUAAUGUAUCAGUCAAAAUCAUAAUAGUGUAUUAAGUUGUUAAGUACUCUCAACAGAUCUCUAGUUAUGUAAACUGAUAAGUUUUAGAAGGCAGGAGAGUCCGGUUCUAUCCUAUGACCUCAUAUCUAACUGAUAAGUUACAGCAUGCAUGUAUAUUUUACAGCUGAGAGGUUUCCAUUCAGUUGUUUGUCUUUGCCAUAACUGUGUUCACUAUUUUGUGUGGCAUUUGUAAAGAGUCUGCUAUUUAAGUUCUUAACAUUACAGACCUUGAUUACAUAUGCAUGGCAGUUUCCUGUUGUCUUACAAGUGAUGCUCAACAUUAAAGGACAGAGAUUUCUCUGAGCUAUUGAGCUCCUCAAAAGGAAAGAAAAAUAAUAAUUUCACACUAUUAGGAGUGUUACCUGCUUUUUCCAGUGGGAUAACCAUUUACACAAUGAGUUUGGAUAGAAAGAAUUAUGAGCAGAAAGGAGAUAGCUGCUACUGUUGCUCUAUAAAAGAUUUUCAGACCAGUGCUUACCAUGGGGGUAAGUGCUGGUAAAUCGCCGCUAAAACAUUGAGGAAGAGAGUGUGUGUGUGAGAGAGAGAAAGAGAGAGAGAGAAAGCCUGGGAAUUGUCGGCUCCCCUCCAGCAUCCCUGAAUUGUUUGGGGAGAGGCAAUUUCCUCUGAACUCAAAUUUUCCAUUCAGAGGAAAUUGCCUCUCCCCGAAUGAUUCAGGAACGCUGGAGGGGAGCUUUCACACACACAUGCUUCCUCAACGUUUUAGUGGCGGUUUACCAGCACUUAAAUGCUGUUCUGAUAAUCUCCAUUGAGUCCAAUGAAGGUAAUAGUAGUCAGGUUGUAUAGUUUCUCUUGUAUCAUCUUGUACAAGAAUUCUCAUAAGUUUUUGAAUGAGCACAACUUGACCACAUUUCAUUUCAUUUUUCUCCCUCUGUGUUCUAGCAAUGCAAGGUAUAAAUCACUUUUGCAUACAAGCCUUUGCUGCCCUGGAUUUUCAGUAGUAUGUUUGAUGCCAGGCAGCAGUGUGGCUGUGGUAGAAUUUAUUCCCUUUUUUGAUUACUCACAGUAAUGGGAAGAUAUGGCAUGUUAAUGAAAGACUGCAGGUUGAAAAUAUUGUCUAGUCUUUCACAUGGAUUUGAAGUUAAACCACUGAAACCCUUGACUUUGGUGAUGGCAAAAUAAUUGGCUGAUAGAAACUACUGUAUAUACUCAUCUAUAAGUCUAAAAAUUUAUGGCCAAAAAUUGACCCCCAAAUCGCAGGUUGACUUAUUUCCUGGUCACUAUGGUAAUGUGAUAGCAGCUCUUUCAGAUUUCCCCAUGCAGUUGGCAGAGGAGUUUAUUUCACUCUUGCACCAAGCAGAAAGAGUUCUGAAUGAUUGAUAGCAAUAGCAGCUUCAUUUAUAUACUGCUUCAUACUACCUACUGCUGUUUGUUUAAGAGUUGUCUCCCGCCGUGUGUCUGUCUGAAAUGAAAGCUGAAACAAUGACACAAAAAGCCUCAGUUAAAGUCUCUUUUGCCAUGCACACACUGAAGGAGCCUCCACGUUUUACCCUCAACCUAUCGAUGGGUCAUGGCAAAAUCCAUAAUUUUGCCCCUAAAACGUGACCUUGAUUUAUUCAUGAGGUCAACUUAUAUUUGAGUAUAUACGGUAUGUUUUAAAUUCAAGGACUUCUGUUUAAUUCUUCCAUUGUGUUACCAAGCAAGGCCACCCAUGUGUCUGGAUUUAACUGUAAAUUGUCAGUUUUACAUAUUAAAAAGAUAUAGCAGGUACUUUAUCUUCAUGUUCUUGUAAUAUGUCCAUACAGUUGGUCAGUAGACAAUUUACUUGAAAUUUUUACUUCUUUUGAUCAAGUUGGAAGAAGCUCAUUUUGCAGGCCUCUUUCUUCCAAACUAGUUAUUGGGUGUUUUAAAAAGUCUGAAAUCUGUUGUCCGAUCCUUGUAGCCCUUGUUCAUCUGGAUCCAUUUAAAGCAGGCAUGGACAUCUAUCAGGGAUUAGGACCUAUAUUGCCCCUAGGGCAUCUUGUAUUGCUGCACCUGAUCAUGGGCAUUUUUUGCCACCAAAUGAAAUUAAUAUCCCUUAGGGAGCAUCAGAAACAAUUUCACCAAGAGAGAUGUUCAUCUGGAUCCAUUUAAAGCAGGCAUGGACAUCUAUCAGGGAUUAGGAGCUAUAUUGCCCCUAGGGCAUCUUGGAUUGCUGCACCUGAUCAUGGGCAUUUUUUGCCACCAAAUGAAAUCAAUAUCCCUUAGGGAGCAUCAGGAACAAUUUCACCAAGAGAGAUCUUUUUUUCCAAUAGGAAAUCAACUUCCAGGACACUUCUGUUGGGAAAAGGCCUAAAAUCUCCUAAGGGAGAUUUGACUGCUCAAACCCCUAAGGAACAUUUGGAGACAAAACAGUUUUUGUGGGAAAUCCAGCCUCCCCACAAAAUUGGGAGGCUGGGGAUCACAACAGUCCCCCUGGGGUGUGACCUGCAAGCCACACUUUUGCAACCCCUAAUUUAGAAUCUAGUUGAAUCUGAAUUUUAGACCCAUUGUCAUUGACAUAUGAGUUAUUAGAAUCUAUAAUGCACCCUAAACAUGUACUAAACUGAAUUUGAUCAUUUUGAUAACAAACCAAAGGUACAAUAAAAGAUUCCACAGCCCUGAAUUUGCAUGACUUCCGCAGGCCUGCUGAUUGUCUCUCGUUCAUAAUGUCACCUUAAGUUGAAGCAUACUUAAUGGCAAAUAACAACAACAGAUGUAAAUGCACAUAAUACUUUUUUUGGAAAGCAAUAGCAGAGCUUUUUUAAAAAGCAGUAAAGUUUACCAAAAGCUCAUCUAAAUAUAAUUUUUUUAAAAAAGCACCUUUAGGCAAGCUAUGAUAUUUCCUGGAGGUUUCCUGUGGUUACCUUUACGUUUUCAGUGUAUGUAUGCGUAUGGGAGAGUGUGUGUGUGUGUGUGUGUGUGUGCGUGCGUGCGUGCAUGCAUGUGUGUUGUGGACAGAAAGAUGUAAUGUCAAGCUGAAAUUGUAAAAUAGUAUUUGUGGAACAUACUUUGUAAAUAAUAUAACUGAAGUAUUUGCAAUUUGCAAUUUAUUAUUAUUAUUAUUAGAAACAAGAAAACAAACAAACACCUAUUGGCCUGGAACAAAAAGAAAGCAAAAUUGGAGUUGCCAGCUACCAACCUUGAGAUUUGCCCUUUGGUCUUUGACCCUGACUUCUGUGUUAGGCGAUAGAGCAGUUGGCCACUUAUUCUGUCUUAUUUUCCACUGGGUCUGUUGCCUGACUUUUGCCCUGACUGCUAUACAGAACAGUUUGAAUCAUUUUUGUUAUAGCAGUUUGGGCUGGAGAAGUGAGGCACACAGAUGGCAGAACCACAGGGAAAGUGGAGCAGGGAGAAAGGCAACUGCCAUAUCAUUCAAGUCCAGUGGGAAUCUUCAACAUGCAGAGGUGAAUGUCUUGGUUGUGACUGGGCAACUUUGAACAAAAUAUCUGAAAGUGGAGUAGUGCUUUGCUGUUACACAGGAAAUUCAGAGGGCAUUCUAAACAAUAGUAAAACCAGACUGCUUUCUGUAUUGCAUCGAAAAAUUUUGCAAUUGCUGCUAAUGUACAUGUACAUGAAUAUAUACCAAUAUUGCCAAGAAUUGUUAUAACAAACACCAAUCUGUUUUGUAUUUAUAUUAUAAAAUGUACUCUGCGAACAACCUAAAUAUUUUAGCUUUAUACUGUUAUCCUUUUUGUAGACACGAUUUGUCAUAACACAGGAAAAAAAAGUGCCUUUUGUAUUUUUAAACACCCUCGCAUAUUGACUUGGGCAGAUGAUAACAAAGCCUUAAAAAGCGAAUAGUCUUUUAUUUAUUGUACUCCAUUGGUUAAUUUCUCACCAAACAAUGUGUUGCAAAAAUGUAUUAAUGUGCUCAAUUCAUUCCAAACAAAGGUAUUCGUGGGAUGGUGGAACAAAGCUUAUUUGUACAUUCUUAAGGCAGCCAUCUCUAAAUACUGACUUUAAAAGUUGAUGUGAUUUUCAGCAAAUAUUUACAAGUAUCCUGGGAGGGGAGUAAAAAAUUCAUUUUGUUCAGAAAUGACAAUAUUCAGAGGGAGCUUCCACUCAACCAACAUAGCCUUUUUUGUCCUAUUUCAUAUUUUUACUGAUUACGUUGUUAGUGAAAAAAAUGUAUGUAACAUUAAUUUAACAAAAUACAAUGUCAGAGUAACAUGGUUUCUUCUCAUGAACAAAACAAUUUAAAAAUUAUGUCAUGAAAUUAUAGAUACUGUAUCACCAGCAGAGGAAUUAUUACAAUUACAAUUAUUAUUACAGUUAUGCAGCCUCUAGAUUCUGGAAUGCUACUCCCAGCAAUGAUCAACAUUUACAAUGCUGGUUAUUGCUGCUGAAGCUUGCAGUCUAGUAAUCCAACUGUACCUGGCGUGCGUAUACGUGUCUUCAAGCCACCCGUCAACUUACAGUGACCCCAUGAAUUUCAUAAGGUUUUUCUAGGGAAGGAAUGCUCAGAGAUGGUUUGACCAGUUCCUUCCUCUGAAAUAUAGCCUAUAGCACCUGAUAUUCUUUGGCAGACUCCCAUCCAAGUACUAACCAGGCCCAACCCUGCUUAGAUUCUUAGAUGAGAUGAGAUCUAGUGUCUUUAGGGUAUUUAGGCCAACCAUAUCUGGAAGGUUGCAUAAUUCCCACUCCUGGUUUAAAGGACAGUAUUCAGCAUAUAGAAAGAACUGCUAAAAAUACAGUUUUCCUUACAAAUACAUACCACAAACCUUUAUACAAGCCCUUUGCCAAAAACCAAAGCAUAGCCCAGCCAGAGGUAAGAACAUGAAGAUCCUGUUGAUGCUAACAAAAGAAAAAUGUGCUUAACUUUCUGCACAUGAUUCCAUUAGAUGUGAAAAGUGUCUUUCGCUAGAUUGUAACCUUUAAAAUGAAUUGUACACAAUAAGCUGUUGACAUUGCAAUUUAUAAUUUGUUCCAUAACACCACUGCUAGGUUUCUGACGUUACUGGUUUUGUGUAUAAAAUACUUGUAAAGUUAACUCUUUGCAUUUUGUAUUUAUAGAUUUUGACAAGUUUGUUUUGUAAUUAAAACCUUGGAAAAAAUUUGUUUGACACUGCUCGGCAUAAAUGAUUUUUUAAAAACCAAA
This is a messenger RNA of Sceloporus undulatus (fence lizard), 12942 nucleotides long. It is a transcript of the gene LRP5, whose product is annotated as LDL receptor related protein 5. Gene Ontology annotation, molecular function: Wnt-protein binding; Wnt receptor activity. Gene Ontology annotation, biological process: canonical Wnt signaling pathway. The transcript has 23 exons. Lineage: Eukaryota; Metazoa; Chordata; Lepidosauria; Squamata; Phrynosomatidae. The coding region runs from base 316 to 5013 and encodes 1565 amino acids. The record is from RefSeq and is a predicted model, not a curated record.